This is a messenger RNA of Malus domestica (apple), 3807 nucleotides long. Lineage: Eukaryota; Viridiplantae; Streptophyta; Magnoliopsida; Rosales; Rosaceae. The record is from RefSeq and is a predicted model, not a curated record.
AAAUAUUUGGACCUUUUAAAUACCCACAAAAAUAUUUAAAAAAAAAAACACAUAAAAAACAAUAAAACUAACACAAAAACACAACAACAACAACAACAAGAAUCACAGAGUUCAAACUUUUUCUGAUUACCAAAAUUUUCUCUCUGAAUUGGAAAGAAGGUUUAUAAUUGGGAUUUUGCAUCUAGCAUCAUGAGAUUCAAACGAGGGAGCAACGUAGAAGUACUGAGCAAAAAGGAGAUGCCUUCAGGCUGCUGGUGCUGUGCUAAGAUAAUCUGUGGUAAUGGCCACAACUACACAGUCAGAUAUGAUGCAUAUGAGGGUAAUGCUGAUAACGCCGUUGUGGAGAGGGUAUCCAGGGAUGCCAUCAGGCCUUGCCCACCUCCACUGGAAGUUUCAGAGAAUUUAAUUCCUGGUGAUGUCAUUGAGGUUUUUGACAAAUUUUCUUGGAAAAUGGCAACAAUUACAAAGGUUUUGGGAAUGGAGUGCUUUUUAAUCAGGACAGUCGGAUCCUCCCGGCAGCACAAGGUCAGAAAAUUUGAAAUCCGAGUCAGACAGUUUUGGCAAGAUGACAAAUGGGUUGUGAUUGGAAAGGGUUUGAACCAUUAUGAGAAUCGACAACGUGGUGAACUUUUAACUCUAAAGUUCAACCAAAAUUCAUACCUUAAAGCUCAGAAGAAUGUAACAAAGACUGCCUCCUCUCAUCUGAAGAGAAGAUCACCUUACUUUUGUUCUCAAGAUGAAGCAUAUGAUGGAUCUGCUGAGAAGUUUAGAGCUGUUGAUAUAGAGGGCAGGUGUCUCCGAGUAAUUUCUGCGAAUUUAUCUACAUUUUCUGAACAGGUAGAUGUUGAUUUACCAAGACGUAUGCAGGGUGGAAAAGAUUUACGUGCUUCUCUUUACAACAGAAAAGCUGUAUUGCCUGAUGUGGAUGUGGAAAGGAGGAAACCAAAUGGUGAUGUUGGGCGUGCGUUUGCUGUGAACCUUAAAUCGAACGAUGCUGAUAGUAUUACGUGCUCUGUUGGUAGUUGUAGUAUCGAUACGAAUGAUUCCAAUAAGUUACCUCCUCCUGUUUCAGCUAGUUCUACUGAAGAUUUUGAUGAUCAGUUUUCUGAUGCCGAAUCUAUUUGUCAAUUGGGAUAUGAGGAAGGAAUCUCUCUCCUUCCCGCUAAAGAAGAAUUGGCAGCGGAGAUCCAUAGGUUAGAGUUGCAUGCUUACCGUUGCACAAUAGGGGCAUUACAUGCAUCAGGACCUUUAAGUUGGGAACAAGAAGAAUUGGUGACAAAUCUUCGUCUUUCACUCCAUAUAUCAAAUGAUGAACAUUUAAUGGAGCUUAGAAACCUAAUUUCUGGAGAUACCAGCAUUCAUAUCAGAUGACAGGAAAUCUGGAACUGUGUCUUCCGAUUCAUAUUUUUCUUGUAGCUGUAGAAUCUCGAUGAGCAUUUUCAUUAACGACCUUGCUCCACUGUAAGAAACAAGAUGAGAUGUUUUGAUGUUCUUUUGUGUUUAGUUAACAACACAUAGUUCAAACGCAAUGUAGUACAAACUUUUCCAAGUAUGCCUUUUAUCAAAGUCUUCGUUGUGAAUCAAUUAUUCUUUUUUUGCUUUUCUCUGGGUUUGUACUGACAGCAUAUCAAGAUUUAGAGGUUCAAAAUAAACUUUAGCAUAUGAAGUUUCUGUAUUUUGUGUGUAAGCAUUUGGGUAUUAUCGAUGUAUAUUGCAACUUGGAAGUAACGAAUGUGCAUGUUCGCUUAUCACACAUCUGUACAUUUAGUGAUAUAGAGUGUUGUAUCUUUUCUUCGUUUGUUGAUUUCUGAGGCUAAUUUGUUUCGCUUCGGUUCCUUGAGUUGUAUAUAAUAUGCUCCAUGAUUUCAUUUGUGGGCAGUAUUAAUGCAUCCACUGCAUUUUCCAGGGCCAAAGUAGGAGGCUUGUCUCCUUGCUUUCAAGUCUCCAAAGAUGAGCUUGGGGCAUGCCAGCUUUUUCUCGGCCUAGACUUGAGGGCAAUUGUACGACAGCUUCUGAUGCUGCUGUUCUCAUUAACAUAUCCAGUUUCUUCAUUUGUCCAUGUCACUAUGUCAGGCCACCUGUGAGCCUUGGCUACCUGUUUUGCUGAGGAUGUAAGACAAUCUUGUUGCUAACACAGGAUGACAUGUGAUGUGGAUGCUCGAAAGGUUUUAUUUCAAACAUUUUCUUCAGCACGUCCACUUACAAAUUGCUUAGUGAUAUCUUUUAUAUUCUCCAUCUGCUACAAGAUUAUCAUGUGAUUACAGAUCUUUUUUCACAAUAUUCUUCGUUUCUGUGUGCUUUUAUCCUUUCUAUUUUCUGAUCAAGGGUAUUUUUGAAUGUAAAAGUUCAGGAUAUUGAAAUUGUCCAUAAGCAUGGGAAGUAUAUUUUGAAGCUUAAAGUUCAAUGAAAAAGGUAAGCAUUGUUCUGAUAUAACAACAAAUUUGGCAGGAGAGCAAACGGCUUGUGUUGAUUAUGCAGAAGCCAAAUGCAUUUUAAAUAACUGAUGAAUUCUAGGUUUUAUUUUUCCAGUUUUGGAAAAGUUCUUCAAAACAAACCAAGAUGCUAAAAGUCAGCUUCGUUUCUUAUUGUUUCUAGUUCUAAGCUGCUUCCGAAAGUUGUAGCUUGACAAAUUUUACAUUGUAAAUUUUCCAAAAGAUGUGAUUAAUAUGUACCUUAGCUGCAUAUUUUUCUCUAUUGAAGUGUUUGAAUAUGCCAUUCGCUGAGUUAGCAUAUGGUGGUCCUCUUGCUGGAAUAAAGGUUGGUAUCUUAUGUUGAUCGGCAUGAAGUAUGCAAGUUUUUUCUUGAUAUUAUUCAGAAGCUAUAUCUUAAGUUGAUCAGCAGGACGUAUGCAAUUUUUUUCUUGAUAUUAUUCCUCAGCUUCUGAUUCAGAAUGUUUCAAACUUCCAAGUUUCAACCUCUAUUCUUCAGUCAACAAAUCAGUAACCAAUUUGCCAAAUCUUCAGGUGUAAACAGCAAGUAGAUGUCAAUGUAUACGCUACUCGACUACCCUACAGCUCUUCAAUUCUUUGUGAUUAUUGUAGUUUUUAUAUGUAAUUGAUCUGACUGGUUCUGUAGCUUACACUCAUUGCUUUAGCUUUGGCAACUGGAUCAUAUUUCCAUUUCGACCAGAGAGCAGAGUGAUGAACAAUAUGUUCCAAGAAAAAGCGAAUGGAGAACUUCGAAUAAAGCAUAUGCGCACGCUUUUGCUUGCCCUGAUCUACAAAAAUUGUCAGCCAUGUUCUUUUACUACAAGAGUUGAACUGAGAUGCUUUCGACGAAAACUAUAUAUCAGCUUGGCUAGAAACCAAGCUGAAAGCUACAUAUCCAACUACCAGAAGCUUUUGAUUAUGGUAAGAAUUGAUGGUUGGUCUGUGGUAUAAGCUCAUGAAUGUGAACUGCAAAAUAUUCCAGGAUCUUGAGCAAGUAACGAUGACAUCACGCUCGGAAAAAUUUCAUUGCCUCGGCAAUCCCAAAUAAUUCAGCCAAAUCUUAGAUCACUUGUAUUGUCAUCCCCUCUGGCAAGUCUGGGAGUCAGAAAGCUCAUGCCAGAAAUUCGUUUGUUUUUUAUCACCAGAGAAUUCACUGCAUGAGAUGAGAUGAGACCGUCACAUGAUUUUGUAUCUUGUGAAGAUUUUCAUGUCUUGUGGAGAUCUAUAAGUACUAACUUGAGGAGAAGGUCUUAUAUGGAGCGGGUUCACUGCCACGCGGCACUCCGGAUCUAAUAAAACAUUGCUAAGUGCAAAUUUUUCUCCUCAUGAUAAUGUAUUAGAUUUGAACGUUAAGUGGCGGUGAACCUGUUUCAUGUAA